ACACUCUGUGUCUCAUACAAAAUCUCACCGAGCUGUUGUGCUGUGUUAGAGGAGUGGACCUACCGUGAUGGCCAACGGGGACAGGCUGGUUCUGGCACUUGGAGGAGCAGGCACAGUGGGCUCAGGCCUGGUGAAGGCACUUCUGGACAGAGGUUUUAAAGUUGCCGUGAUCUCCAGAGACAGUAACAAGCUAGAGAAGCUCAAAGCAUUUGUUUCACCCACCACCAAAGGCAACCUGACCACUCUGGUGGGAAACGUUGGCUCAGAGGAGGGAGCUGAGGAGGCAAAGCAGGCCCUGCUGCGCUCUGUGGGGAAGGUCACGGAUGUGGUGUCCUCUCUUGGCUUCAGCUGGUGGCAAGGAGGACCACCACACACCCAGUCGCUUAAAGAACUCCACUGGGUUAUUGAGACACUGCUAUUCAGCACCUUUGUGUCUUGGAAAGCCUUCUUCCCUCUGGUGAGAGAUGACCCCAACUGCACCUACACAUUUAUUACAGGGGGUGCCGGUGAGAAACUGCUGAUGCCAGGCACAGGCUUCCUGACCGUAGGGGCAGCCAGCACGCUGGCAUUCUGCCAGGUUCUGAGAGAGGAGUACCCAGAGGUGCCCUGCAAACUCAAUCAGGUGAAGAUCAACACGGGUGUUGCCUCUCCGGAGCGCAUGGCACCUGGGUACCUAAAUCAUGUGGAUUUAGGCGAGGCUGUGGCUACUCUGGUGGAGAGGAGGAACACGUCUCACACUGUCUUUACUAUUAACUCCCCCUCUGACCUAAAAACUGUCAUCCUGGAAGGCAAUCUGUAGACACCCUUCAGCCACUGAACAAAACCAUAAAACCCAUUCAGAUUCUCUGAUUUAUACUCUGCAUCCACUUUAGCUUAUCAUCCGUGCAUAUGUGUUGUUUUCUUUGCAUGUCAACUAACUGUUUUUGUAAAGAGAACAGAAAGCUUUGUUGUAAUUCUUGAUAUGCUUCCAAUGUAUUUCGAAUAGUUAAUAGACAAUCAUGAAAAUAAAGGUGCCAGAAAGCGUUCUUCAAAGCGAUGCCACAGAAGAACGAUUUUGGGUUCCCUAAAGAACCUUUUAGUGGAAAAAGUUCUUUAAAGAGUCACUUUUUGUAAAAGAGAUGUGUGAGGGUGGUGAACAUAUUUAAAGUUUGAAGGACAUGCCCAUAGGGUCAAGCUUUUGCACCAAUUAAAGGCUGGAAGUGUACGUCCAAGCCAAGAACCUUUAUUUUAAAAGUGCAGGGUGCACAUGCACAUGGUCUGAAAAAGAGACAGAAAGAGCAGCUUGACUCCAGGGUGAGAGAUUAAGAGAUACAGAAGGAGGCUGGAGGAGAGGCAUGCUUGGGAACAGGAGAAUAAGAGAGAAAAAUGUUCUUGGACCAUACUCUGGCUUUAGAGUUUUACCAUGCCUGUGGGUUGUUGUGAGAGCGGUAGGAAGGGAGGAGGGGUCCAGACGGCUGCUUUGAGUCCCCCUAGCGUGACUCCCUGCCCUGUUCACAAACAUCCCUCAUUUCUGUUCGCUCCUGCUUAUCUGGCUCCAAUUAUCCAGGCCACGCUGCCCAAAAAUAAACAGAGCUGCGAGAGGGGCUGGGAGGUCCAGGGGCAGCCCAGCGCAGGAGAGCGGACGAAGUCACUGAGGGCAUUGCUAUCUUUUGUUUUUGUCAUUGUCUCAUUUGCAUAUAUGCUUUAGCAACAUGAAUGUAUAUUUGA
This is a messenger RNA of Colossoma macropomum (tambaqui), 1707 nucleotides long. RefSeq lists its product as uncharacterized. NCBI's taxonomy places the organism in Eukaryota, Metazoa, Chordata, Actinopteri, Characiformes, Serrasalmidae. Gene Ontology annotation, molecular function: 2,4-dienoyl-CoA reductase (NADPH) activity. The record is from RefSeq and is a predicted model, not a curated record. Bases 68 to 799 code for a protein of 243 amino acids. Gene Ontology annotation, cellular component: mitochondrion. Gene Ontology annotation, biological process: fatty acid beta-oxidation. The transcript has 6 exons.